Pseudophryne corroboree (corroboree frog) is the source of this 1494-nucleotide messenger RNA. Its product is annotated as protein kinase C delta type-like. The transcript has a single exon. The record is from RefSeq and is a predicted model, not a curated record. Bases 1 to 1494 code for a protein of 497 amino acids. NCBI's taxonomy places the organism in Eukaryota, Metazoa, Chordata, Amphibia, Anura, Myobatrachidae. Gene Ontology annotation, molecular function: ATP binding; protein serine/threonine kinase activity. Gene Ontology annotation, biological process: peptidyl-serine phosphorylation.
AUGAAAAAGCGUAGCAAUGAUGACAGAUCAUCUACGAGCAUCAAAGAGCUACUUCCUGGAGGAGACAGGAGUAGUUAUAGCCUUGAAAAAAAAAGAAUAAGGCAAAGUCAUGAUGGACAUGAAGGAAGCAAAAAGAAGAGGAUAGAUGUAUGUAGUGAUGGACAGAAAGGUACGGUAAAGAGGAGCAGAGAUGUAUCUACCGAUGGACAGAGAGAAAGCGUAAAGAAGAGAAGGAAUGUAUGUAGUGAUGGGCAGAGAGCAAGCAUAAAGAGGAGAAGAGAUGUAUGUAUUGAUGGACAUUAUCUUUGUGCGGUAACAAAAAAGUGUUGCAGAAGCACAGAGGAUGAUAUAGAAGCCAGAUGUCUUCCAAAGGUGAAAAACAAUGCAGAGAAACACAGCGAGGGCAGUGCAUACACUGAGAGACCCGAAAGACCUAUACUAGGGAAAAGAAGGCUAGAGACUGAUACUAAUCAGGAGGAAGACAGAAAAAGAGCAAAGCCUGAGACUGAAGCAGCCAAAACCCUGGAAAGGCCUCUUGCACUUAUUGCAUCCCAGUACCGGUUCCACCAAGUGCUUGGCGAAGGUGCAUUCGGGAGCGUGAUGCUGGCAUCCACACCAUGCAGUGAAAUACCAGUAGCUGUAAAAGUUAUUCUUAAGAAAAAUACAGAUAGCCUGCUAAGAGAAAAACACAUACUUCAGGUAGUAUCAGGGAAACCGUACCUCUGUAACUGUUAUGCCACUUUUCAGAACAGCAAGUAUGCUUUUAUAGUGAUGGAAUACCUAAGUGGCGGGACUCUAGAACAACAACUAACUAGUAUGGGCUCCCUGGACAAAACCACUGCAAUAAUAUCUACUGCUGAAAUUGUUUGUGGGAUUGAAUUUUUACAUAAACUGGGAAUAAUCCACAGAGACCUUAAACUGGAAAAUAUCAUAAUUGACAGAAAAGGACACAUCAGGAUUUGUGAUUUUGGACUGGCAGUAGAAAAUGUUUUUGGGGUAAAAACAAUUUUUGGAGUUGCAGGAACGCUGCUCUACAGGCCACCCGAAAUAGUGAAUCAUGAACCAUAUGGCUCUUCAGCAGACUGGUGGGCUUUUGGAGUAAUACUUUUCAGAUUACUAACAGGAAAGUUUCCAUUCAAUGGUGAUUCAAUUAAAAGAAUAAAAAGAUUGAUAUUGAGAAAUGAACCCAUAUAUCCAAAAGAGCUGAGCAUUGAGGCACUAGAUAUCUUGCCUAAACUACUCAAAAAGGAACGACACAGUCGCCUUGGAUUGUACGGAAACAUACGCCAGCACCCAUUUUAUGCCAGCAUUUCCUGGGAUAAAGUAGAAAACCAGACAAUCACUCCACCAUUCCAGCCACAGGCAAUGCAGCAAUACACCUAUGUAGACCUGCCCGCUGCCGAUUCUUUUCUGGAGCCCCAAGGAUAUAAAAUCUCUCCAGAAGAUGCCAAUCACAUCCAUGGCUUCUCAUUUGCAUGCCCAGAGUGGUCCUAA